This is a messenger RNA of Cladocopium goreaui, 1710 nucleotides long. The record is from the annotation of a GenBank genome assembly. NCBI's taxonomy places the organism in Eukaryota, Dinophyceae, Suessiales, Symbiodiniaceae.
AUGGGGCAAAACGAGGAAGAGGUUGGCACAUGGUUUGAGAAAGAUGAAGUGGAUCAAGUUGAGAUCCGGACGACUCCCCAGACAGUCUAUUUGGCGCGGCAUGUGGUUGGCAGUUCACAUAAAGAAAACAAAGAGGCGAACAGCCAAAUUGAGAUUUGGAGACAGGCCGUUCGUCGAGCGAAUGAUGUGACCCAGAAAGAGAUGAAACCACAAGAGGUCGCUUUGCUCACCUGCGUUUGCACACUUUGUGGAAACAUCGAUGGGAGAAUCGUCGGUGCCCAUGUCUAUUGCGACAAGAGGCUGGCUUGGGACAACGGCGAGUGGACUGCUCAUGACCUCACAUGUUCAAGCCCCGAGGGCGGCAAGGAGGACGACGAGGUGAGGCAGUCUCGUGAGGCAGCUCGGGAGUACGAGACAGCCUGGGGUCAUCCGGGGACUCGCCGUGGGAUUCGUUCAGGAAAGAGUGCAAAGCGUAGAAGAGACGCUUACAUCAGACACGUCUCUGAGCAACAGUGCGUUGAUCCGUUGGACGUUCCCAUAAUCCACCAAGGUGGCCAGCAGCGACCUCUUUACACGUCAAAGAUUUGGUCUCCAAGUCCAUCAGACGCUGAGGAGGAUAACACUGUUGAUCUUGUUGAGCAGGAUCAGGUCACUUUAGAGGUGUCUUCGGAGGAGGAGACGGUGCAGCUCGCUCAGCAGGUGCAGCCUGUUUGGCUUGGUCCUCGACCUCGUGUGCCUAAGGCUCAGGGUCUGGCUCCGGCUUUUGAGCGAAGGGGUGUGGCUUCAGAAUCUCGAUCUUCUUCAAGGGUGAUCUCUGCAGGGGAAUCGGUUUCAGUACGGGCCACAUCAUCAUCAUCUGCAUCAGUGAGACCCACAUCAUCUGCAUCUCGAAGGCCGCCAGAGCCUGCGGGACCUCCGCCACAGCGAUCUCAGCAGUGUCUUAAGACAGAGGAUCUUCCAGGGGUUCGUGUGUGGAGGGUUGGUGGUGACUUCGUCCCUCACGAGAUCUGGUUGGAAGAGGUGGCAGUGGUUCAGGGCAAGCUGAUUGCUUUUGACUGGCAUCAGGUCACUGACGUGUGCAGGUAUUCUGGGCGUCGGCACGUUCAAGCUGCUGACAACGGACAGGUUCCGGCCGACGUUGCAACUUGUUACAACAAGGUGAAUCGAAGGCUUCGUCUGGGCGAUCUUCAGGUUAUCAUCAGUCACAUCGAGAGAAGUGAGGACAAUUUGCGUCGAGUCCUGAGAGGAGUUCAGCAGCCAAGGUUACCAGAUUCUUACAUCUUCAUCACUGAACGACGGGCAGGGAUUGGUGGCAAGACUGAAGUGGCACAAAAUUUGGUGCACUCUCUGAAUCUCCAGGGCUGGGCCUCUCUUUGUGACGACAACAUUGAGGUAGCUGAGGAGUUCUGCCAGGCAGGAGGGACCGUCUUCCAUACCAAGAAGCCCAGUCUGAGGGGUCAGUUGCCGCGGCAUUGCACAACACGUCCAGAUCUGUGCAAGACUGCGUGGAACGUGCUGCAGCAUAUCUCUGAUCUCGAAAGUUUCAUCUCGACCAGGCAGAGUGUUUCAGUUACGGGGAUUGUGGUUUGGCUGCAAUUGCGCCUCCCACCUUCUUUGCAUUUGGAUUCAUUCCCUGGAUAUUUGCAUCCGAUUUUUUUUGGCAUUGGUUUUGACAAUCCGCUUUUGCAUCACUGCGUCCGUUUAGUUUGA